GUGCGCCGAACAGAAGCCCUGGGGGGAGGGGGGAUGGGCAGCUUAGCAACGACAACAGACACACGGGCGGCCGCAAACUGAAACAGCUGCGUGUGAGCACGAGAGCACGAGAGCGAAGCCGUGGGUGCGCUGCAUUUUUGCAAGUCUGACGGCCGGCAAGCAUACGCCAUCACUCGUUCAACUUCAUCCGGUCCACAUUUCUCUCUCUCUCUCUCUCUCUCUCUCAGAUCCACGCAGCAUUGGCGUCGACGAUAGACAUCCGGAGACUUAAUACCGUCUAUAUUCAGAAAGAUGGUCGGGGUGUUGCUAGACGUAAGACCGUCUAUGCUCAGACAGAUGGUCGGGAUCUUGCUACCAGUAGCCUCCUAAUUGCGAUAAGGUCGAUCUGACGACAGAGAAGACCCCAUGCAUGAGAUGAAGAGGGAGUGUGUGGGAGUGUUUCAGAUAUAAAUACUUUGAAUGGGGCGGAGCUAAUCAAGAUUGAAAGCUGAAACGCCGCGUGGUGUGGUGGGAGGAAAAUUGCGGGGGGUGCGGAUGUAAAUAGUAUUUAUACAGUAUUAAAUACAGUAGUAAGAUAAGGAAGGUUUUUUUUUUUUUUUUAAUUAUUUUUUGGUCGAAGCGUGUGUACUAUGUACGGAAGACAGACCGAUCGAUCGAUUGAUCGACUGAUCGAUUGAUCAAUCAGCUGCUCAAUCGUUCGAUCGACCUUCCCAUCAACCAAUCAGUCAAUCAAUCAAUCAAUCAAGUGAUAAGAAAUCCAACCAAUUAACACUUUCAACAAAUUCGAUAGUGGGAAUAAUCCGCCGACGCCGCAGCAAUCAAUCAAUCAAUCAAGCAAGCAAGCAAGCAAGCAAUCAAGAUGCCGCGUCAGCCGUCGACGCCGCAGCAGGCGCAAAUACGGCGAAACGUCACUCUCGCUGAGCGGCUGCAGCCCAAGUUAGCAGAGCUAGUGGGAGAGAGAGAUGGUAUUUCUUCUGGUUCUUCUUCCUCUUCGUUUCCGGGAUUUCAAUACGUUGUCGUCAGUCAGGAAAAGGUGAUGUUCAGCUACAGCGGAGGGCGGCGCAAUGUCGCGGAGGACCGGCCCGUCUCCGAGGGGACCAGAUUUAUGAUGGCGUCAACGUCAAAGGCACUGACCUCCAUAGCGGCAUUGCAGAUGAUCGAGGACGGUACUUUGAAGCUGGACGAAUCAGUCUCUACUUACUAUCCAGAUCAUCCGUACGGUCGUGCCCUGACAAUAAGGCACCUCCUCAUGCAAACUUCGGGCAUAGCUAAUCCACCUCCGUGCUGGUUUCAUUCGUUGGAAGAGCAUGCGAUGUUCGACGAAGAGGCGGCGCUGCAGAGAGUGAUGGAGAACCAUCCCAGGCUGCUGUUUCCUCCAGGAUUUAAGUACUCUUAUUCCAACAUCGCCUCUUGGCUUCUCCAAGCUGCCAUGGAGCGUCAGGCCGACCUAGACUUCCCUUCCCUUAUGAAGACUCGCAUCUUGGACAAGCUCGGCAUCCCCGAGAGCGAGUUGGGCUUCAUCUUUCCUGUUGCGGAUGCUCCCAAAGUGGCCAAGGGUUACAUCCGACGGUGGUCGUUGGUCGACUGCUGCAAGCGGUGGAUGCUGGAGCGAUGGAUGUGGGACAAAUACGAGGGGUCCAAGUCGAAAUGGCUGUCGCUCUCCCCCUUCUACCUCGAUGGGCCUGGAUAUGGCGGCGCGAUCGCGACUGCGCGAGGGGUGUCCAAAGUGCUGCAGGACUUGUUGCAGUCGGAGUCCCGACUGUUCACCGACCCGGCCACCAAGGACCUGCUCUUCACGCGCGGCAAGUCGUCGUACGGACACAAGAUCCCGAUGUCGCUGGGUCUGGCGACAGGAUCCCUCCAAGGGGAGAGAUGGUACGGCAAACCGGGUGGAGGACCGGGAUACUCCUGCAGCUUGAGACUGUAUCCCGACAUGGGAUUUGCUACGGUCUGGAUGGGUAAUAACACCCUUACCAGCCAUUCUGAGUUCAAGCUCAUGGACAGCGGCUAUGAUGCUCAGCAAAUGUGCUUGCAGUUCUUCAAGUUCAUCAAUGAUGACCUGGCUUUCUGGCUUUCUGGCUAUCUGGCUAUCUGGCUAUUCCAGCCGAACCCCGAGUGGAGUGCAGUUCGAGCUCAUGGUUGGCAAUUCGGAUAUCAAGCUCUGCAACUAUACUUGGGAUUCUUGUGAGUUCAUCAGCGCUCAUCCGGCUUAUCGCAGGUAAAGUCUAAUCGGAAUCGCAGUCCGUGGCUGCUUAGCCCAGUCCCUACCUACUGCAUAGUACUACUGUCUGAUCAGAUUACUGCAGCAGUGCCCGCCAUGCCGGCGUCAUGAUGGCGUCAUGACGGUGCUUGACGACCUCUGUGAGAUUUCAAGGGCGUGACUGUCAGCGACUGACGUCAGCUGACAGUCACUCUGUGAGUGACCCUGUCAAGACGGGUCUGCUAUUUAAUGACCCCCUGCCCUUGCAAGGGGUCUGCAAGUUAAUGACACAGAGGUCGUGCAUUGAGCACUGUUGCGAGCUGCAAGUCAUUUAGUAGCCUGUGUACCCUGUGUACACUGUGUGUAGUACUACCAGUAGUGUGCGUGUGAAGCGAUGCAUUUCCUAUGUCGUACAGAGUAGGACCUACUCAGUACUCUCUGUGAAGCCCGGCAUGUUCUGCCUGGGGCGCAGUACAACCUGCCAUUGCAAGUACUAUCUGUGAAGCCAGCCUGAGGCAUUUCCCGCGCCGUGCAUAGUAGGACCUAUCUGAGUGCCUUGGCACGAUGAUCACAGAUUGCUCCUCCUCCUCCUCCUCAGAGUUUGUGCCAAGUAGUCAGUGCAUAGUCACUGUCCUAAGGAACACAAUAGUCUGUGCUAUAGCCGACGAGUAUGCACAGCCUAUCUGAACCCCUAUGUGAGCUUGUGCGUGCCUGUCGUAAGGCUAUAGCACAAUUAUUAUAGUCUGUGCUAUAGUCUGCGAGUGGUGCCGUACAGCACAACUGUUACAUUGGGUUCAGUUAAAAGUCAAAGAGCAAUUGACUUUGAGUGGGACUUUGGCUGGGACCAGACUACGGAGGGCCUGCAGGGUUAACCAGAGUUCGACUCAACAGCCAAUCCUCGGUGAAAGCAAACCAGUUCAGUUGCGGUCCCGAAGAAUGUAUAGCUAGUAGCUGCCUUUCUACUUCGCCGGACUUCAACAGCUAAUCCUUGGCCAAAGCUUCGCCAACGAUUCCCUGUGCAUUGCGCGCCAAGCUUCUCCUAAAGCACUCUUCAUCCAAAACAAGCGGCCCGCGUUUUUUUUUGCGUCAGAAUCUUUUGGACGCCACCGCCAUCCAUCUUGCCAUCGUGGUCCGGUAGCACUCUUCAUCCGAAGUCUUUGGAAUAAUAUUACAUUUUUCGAUUCUCAACGUUGCCUGGGAAAGGUCUUGGUGGUUUUGAAGAGACUCAGGGAGACUCUGGGAGACGCAGAGGGACUCAGAGAGACUCAGAGGGACUCAGAGGGACUCAGAGGGACUCAGAGGGACUCAGAGGGACUCAGAGAGACAGUCUGCAUCUGGGUCCGGGGACGGCAGGGUAAUCUUACCUAUUCAACGAGGAGACUCUUAUUAAUCUGAAUCCUCUGAAGAGGCUCAGAGGCUCAGGAACACUCAGACAGACUGAACGAGACAAAUAUAUAUUCGAUGUUCAGAGAGACUCAGAUAGACUCGAAGAGGAGAAAUUCUCAGACUGGUGAAGAGAGUCGGGGAGACUCAAAGAGGCUCAGAGAAAAAGGCAGAGAGCCUCGGAGAGACUCAGAUACACUCAGAAGGGCUCAAGCAGACUCCUACGUACUCAGCGACACUCAGAGAGAAAUUCGAAACGACUCCGAGAGAGGCACAGAGAGAGACUCAUAAAAAGAGACUCAGAAUGACUCAGAGAGAGUCAGAGGGACUCAGAGAGACUCAGAGGGACUCAGAGGGACUCAUAGGGACUCCGAGAGACUCAGAGGGACUCCGAGAGAGACUCAGAGAGAGACUCAGAAUGCUGAGAGAGAGAGAGAGAGAGUGCUAUACUCUGAGUGUGCGAAAGAUUCAGAGUAUAGGACUCAGAGGAGACUCUUGGAGAACAUCUUCUUGAACCAACACUCCGAGCGACCGACAGAGUAAUGGUGGCCACUAUGUGAGAUUUUCAGAGAUUGCUUCUGUGGUGACCGGCAUCAUGAUAAUGGAUUGACACACACACACACACACACACGCAAACGAGAAAGAGACAGACAGAGGGAGGCAGACGAAGUGCUGAAGACGGAUGUGGGCACAGACUGUGUUUGACGUUCAAACACAACAGAGGAGCUGCUGCAGGCACAAGCCUGGCUCUGCAUCAUCAUCAUUCAAUUGACGAUGGGCACUCUCGUGCAAUGUCAAGUAGUGCCAUUUCUUGGCCUCAUCUUGAGUUCUGUCUAUGGUCUAGUAAGCUCAGACUAACCAUGUCUAAGUAACAGACUAACCGUAGCCUGUGCUUAGACUAUAGCUUGAGAGUUCAGACUAUGGCCUAAGCUCAGACUAACCAUCUCUAAGUCACAGACAAACUCAGUGGUCCUCUGAAUAUAGCCUGGGUUCUGUACUAUAGUCCAAGUUCAGACUAAUGUGCCUAACGUUUAGACGAAGGGCCUGAGACUCUCAGUUUAGCUUGGGCUUGGACGAAGUUUAAGUUAACCUAGUAUGAGGUUGGAUAAGCGCAAAGCUCAGGACUAAAGGUUUAGUUAGGAAUUUGAGUUAGGACCUUGAGUUAGGACUUUGAGUUAGGACUUUGAGUUAGGACCUUGAGUUAGGACCUUGAGUUAGGACUUUGAGUUAGAACCUUGAGUUAGGACUUUGAGAUAGGACUAUGGUUUACACACCGGACGAUAGGCUAAACCUAAGGUAGGACUCUCUCCUGAGAGAGUUAAGAAGAAGUACUAUAUAUUUCAUUGCCAAUCAACUUAACUAGGUGGGGAUUCGUAAGAUGAGGUCGGAGCUCAGAGUUCCAUUGACUCUCUUCAGUUCGUUCCGCAACCGAGGAUUACUUCUUGCCAUUGAACAUUCAUCGUACAUUCUUCUGUUCAUCGUACAUUCAUGUUACAUUCAUCUUCCGUUCAUCGUACAUUCAUGUUAAAUUCAUCCAACGUUCAUCUGCCGCAUUUGUUCAUCAUACUAUGCAUUUUGACAGCAACGAAUCAUGAUUGUGGAAUGUGUUAGUCGGUGCACUUAAUUUCUUUAAUCGAGCUGCACCUCUCUCUCUCUCUCUCUCUCUCUCUCUCUCUCUCUCUCUCUCUCUCUCUCUCUCUCUCUCUCUCUCUCUCUCUCUCUCUCUGUGUCUGUGGGUGUCUCUCUCUCUCUUGCACGUGUGCACGCUCGCUCCCUCGUUGGCUCUUGGUCGCUCAGACGUAUACCUGCACAGUCAAUCAAUCAAUCAAUCAAUCAAUCAAUCGAUCAAUCAAUCAAUCAAUCAAUCAAUCAAUCAAUCGGCCGAUCAAUCACGCAAUCAAUGAUUAUAUGGAGUCAAAGGACGAUCAUACUUGUAAUUAGCAAAACCUGGAUAGGCCAAGGACUUGGCGUAUAGGAAUUGUACACAUACUCUACAGUAGCUGUAGCUAUAGCAGCUAGUAUAGCAGCUAGUAUAGCAGCAACUAAGCAGUCCUAUGGCAGCGAGUCAGAUCAGCUAUAAUGCCAACAUCCGCUUUAAAUUUCCAGGCGCCACGUCGUGUGUUACCAUUCAUUUCAUUUUGCACUAAUUUAUCUACCGGAGUCGCAAUGCAUGCAUGCGUGCAUGCGUGCAUGCAUCUCAACGUUCUGCCAAAUUGAAUCCACUCACCGACUCGGAGUGAACUGAGUCAGCUGAGAAUAAUUGCCUUCCCUCCUAAGUUAUUCAGUGUCAAUAAACACGACUCACAUCU
Messenger RNA from Chara braunii, 5892 nucleotides. The record is from the annotation of a GenBank genome assembly. Lineage: Eukaryota; Viridiplantae; Streptophyta; Charophyceae; Charales; Characeae.